AUGUUGAACAAGUUUAUCCUGGCCGGCCUGGUCGCCUCUGCCAGCGCACACAUAAAAAUGACCAGCCCUUCCCCCUUCGACAAUGAAAACUUGAGCAACGGCCCCAUGGAGAAGGAUGGUAGCAAUUUCCCCUGCAAAAAUGCCAACUACCGUAACCGCCCAGUUAAAGAAAACGUCUACGCCCAGGGCAGCACCCAGACGCUCGAGUUCCUGGGUUCUGCCGUCCACGCCGGCGGCUCAUGCCAAGUCUCCAUCACAACCGACCCGAGCCCCAACAAGGACACCGUGUGGAAGGUCAUCAAGUCGAUUGAAGGCGGCUGCCCUGCCAAAGAUCAAACGGGCAACCUCGAGGGCGGAUCCGCGACAGGCAAAGUCCCUUAUACGUAUGAUUUCAAGAUUCAUGAGCAGAUCGGCGCCGGCAACUACACCCUCGCCUGGACCUGGUUCAAUAAGAUCGGCAACCGAGAAAUGUACAUGAACUGUGCCCCCAUCAGCGUGACUGGUUCCGGCGGCUCCCCGAACUAUCUGGACACCCUGCCGGACAUGUUUAAGGCCAAUAUUGGCAACGGCUGCGGCGUCCCAGAAGGCACCGAUGUCCAGUUCCCCGAUCCGGGCCAGGACGUCGACCAGUUUGGCCUCAAGACCAAGUCGGCUUUGGGGGCGCCCACGGGUAACUGCAAGACGGGCGGUACUCGCCCUACAUCUAUAAAUACGUCUGCCACCUCACAGCCAACCUCCGGGAGCUCACCGCCAACCUCUGCCUCCUCAAAGCCGACCUCUGCCGUCUCAAAGCCGACGUCGGCCCCCCGACCGACAACAGGCACCGCCAGUCGCCCGCAGCCUACAAACACAAACACGCCUGGCGGCCCACGACCGACGACCGGCACCCCUACUCGCCCGCGGCCUUCAUGCUCAAAGCGGCCUGGUGGCUCAAACUCGACGCUUGUGCCCCAACCGACGAGACCUGCUGGUGACAGCACUGUCUCCGUGAGCCAAGACGAGACCAAGGUUCCCGCACACAGCCCUACCCCCAGCACCGAGGCCGGCCCUGCUCCCACCCCGGGCACGGACGGCGCCUUCGCUCCCGGCACUAAAUGCGAAACGGAUGGCUGGUGGAACUGCGUUGGCGGAAAGUCUUUCCAGCGUUGCGCCAACCAUAAGUGGUCCGAGACGCUGACAGUGACUGAGGGCAUGAAAUGUACUCCCGGAACAGGGGAAAAUAUCGAAAUGUCUGCCGCCCAGCCCGAUCUCAGCCCGUGCGAUAUUCGUCGUCGUCGACGCCUCCGACGGCACGCUUUUUAA
Metarhizium brunneum ARSEF 3297 is the source of this 1302-nucleotide messenger RNA. RefSeq lists its product as uncharacterized. NCBI's taxonomy places the organism in Eukaryota, Fungi, Ascomycota, Sordariomycetes, Hypocreales, Clavicipitaceae. The record is from RefSeq and is a predicted model, not a curated record.